AUGUGUCUGUAUUCAAGUUCGCCGUACCACUCUUUUCACACUCCAUCCCUUUCAAGUUACGAGUAUACUCGUGACUCCUGGGCGACCGAUCUUAACCAGAUACGAGCCAAGGACAUUGACGCUGUCGCGCUCAACGUCGGACGUGAUUCCUGGCAACGGAGUCGCAUCGAAGAUGCCUAUAGCGUUGCUGCCGCGGUAGGCAUGUCCGUGUUCAUAUCUUUCGAUUAUACCUCUUUCGACUGCAGUGUGGACAACACUAUAAAAUGGGUUGAUUCAUUCAAAGGCUUACCAGCACAGUUCAAAGUCAAUGGUCGGCCAAUGAUAUCUAGCUACUCCGGAGAAUGUUUAGGCCCAGAUGGCUGGCAAACUAUACGUGCUAAGACCGGUGGUUUUCUGAUGCCAUUCAUCUAUGGGAAUGACGACCAGCAGUUCAAGAAGGGUUCGAGUUAUGGAUUUUUGGAUUCCUGGUACUGCUGGGGUUGUGCUUGGCCUCAGGGUAAUUAUAACAAGACAACUGGUGAUGAUCACUAUUGUGCGUUGGCCGCACCUUCUACUCCACCUUUCAACAGAUAUGCCACCACCGUCAGUAGUUGGUUGUACACCCAUUAUAACUACAAGAACUUUUAUCUUCGCGGUGACGAAUGGCUACUUAUCACUCGAUGGGAACAGCUUAUAUCUAUGCGGGACCAGCUGACGUUCGUCGAGAUGGUGACCUGGAACGAUUACGGUGAAUCUGAUUACUUCGGUCCUGGGCCUUCUUCAUCAGAUUUGCAACCCUAUGGUACCACCUGGGCUGACGGCUUUCCGCAUAAUGGGUUCUUCGACCUUUCCGCUUACUAUAUCGCCGCUUUCAAGACAGGCACGUACCCAAAAAUCACGAAAGACACGAUUUACUUCUGGCUACGCCCUCAUCCAGCUGGUAUCAAUGCGAAUAAGGACCCGUUGCCCAAGCCUGAAGGUUGGGAUUGGACUUCGGACACUCUUUGGGCAGCAGUGUUCUGCUCGUCGACUUGCAACGUCACCCUUCAAGUCGGAGCUUACUCGCAAGAUUUCAAUAAUUUGCCUCACGGGGUCAACAAGAUUAGUAUUCCGUUGAAAGCUCUCGGGUUCGUAACAGUGAAGAUGAGCAGGAAUGGCCAGCAGGUAAUCAACCAUACUCCGAGUGAUUUCCAGUACCGGGAAUCCAUAGAUCACUGUUCGUAUUUUCGUGCUUGAUACGUGCUGUCCUUGCGUUAAUCGUCUGUCUGUUCAGACAAUUAUAACGCUUAUGUUGGCUCUGCCAGUACGUCGUCGCCAGUCUCAAUCCGACUGCUCUGCUAACUUUCUUCAUUUUCAGGCGCCAAUAUUUAGAACUGCCAAAGUGGUCUCCCCGGACCUCUUGCCUUUCAUCUCCCUUUCGCUUUAGAAGCUAAGGUCUUCACCUGUGUAGCCACUUGAGUUUAUAUAUUUGAAACAUACCAGUACCACGCAG
This is a messenger RNA of Lentinula edodes (shiitake mushroom), 1471 nucleotides long. Its product is annotated as glycoside hydrolase. The transcript is spliced from 10 exons. The record is from RefSeq and is a predicted model, not a curated record. Lineage: Eukaryota; Fungi; Basidiomycota; Agaricomycetes; Agaricales; Omphalotaceae. Bases 1 to 1215 code for a protein of 404 amino acids. Gene Ontology annotation, molecular function: glucan endo-1,3-alpha-glucosidase activity.